Parasteatoda tepidariorum (common house spider) is the source of this 8504-nucleotide messenger RNA. Its product is annotated as teneurin-a-like. NCBI's taxonomy places the organism in Eukaryota, Metazoa, Arthropoda, Arachnida, Araneae, Theridiidae. The record is from RefSeq and is a predicted model, not a curated record. Gene Ontology annotation, biological process: motor neuron axon guidance.
AAGUCUAGGUAACCAUGCAACACCACUCAUAGAAGACAGUGAUAAUCAGGAGCUUAGAAACAACUCCAAUAUCAAUGACAAUGAAAGAAUCUAUAGUCAGCCACAACAAAUUCAGAAAUGUGAUGAUGGGAAAAAACCGCAACAUAGUGGAGGUCCCACUUAUAGUAAUCCAUUACCAGUGUAUUGUAGUACUCCUAGUUCUACAACUGGACCUAUGGUGCCCAUUGCCAAUUGUGUCAAUCCUCAACUCAUACAACAACCCACAAGACCUCCUUUUACAACUCCAUCAAAGUUCACUGCCAUUAAUAGUUCCAGGUUCCAUUUUCAAAAAACUUGCGCACAUAAAUGUUCCUGGAAGUUAGCUACUAUAAUCCUUAUUUUUCUUACAACUCUCCUCGUCGCUUUUGUUACAUACUUUGCAGCAACAAACUCAAUGAGUUCUGCUGAAUCAAGUAAACCAUGCAUUGUGGUUGAAGAAAGAGAAAGUUAUCCAACAGCUUCUACUCCUAGCAAAAUUUCAAUUUCAUCUGGUCAAUCCUCCAAUCAACGUGUAUGUUUUCUGAGCCCAACUGAAGUGUCCUUCUAUAAAAAGAUUGAACUUGGAAAGAUUUUAAAGAAACAUUUGAGUUCUCACGAAUCUUGGAACUUACUUUUCUUACAUUCAGAUGCAUCAUUUGUUCGAUUUAAUUUUUCUCUACCACACAGUGCCAAAAUGGCUCUUUUGGCGAGAAGGAAUGAGCCUCCAUCCAUUACAGCAUAUGACAUCAUGGAAGUUAUUGCAGAUCGACUUUAUAAAAGGACAACAUCAGUGCAAGUUGAAGAAAUUAAUUUUCUUCACUAUUUGGAAGCUGGAACAUGGUAUCUCACUCUAAUCAACGAUGAUAAUAAGCCAAUAUUCGUUGUUUUUACUCCAAAUAUUACACAUGAAAUUCCAUUAACUUGUCCAAAUGCCUGCCAUGAGCACGGAAAUUGUCAUCUUGGUAAAUGUCAUUGUUUUCCUGGAUACAUAGGACCUGAUUGCGCUGACAGUGUAUGUCCUGUCUUAUGCAAUGGACAUGGAAGGUAUAUCCAUGGAGUGUGUAGAUGUGAACCAGGAUGGAAAGGUUCUGAAUGUAACAUUCAAGCAACGGAUUGUGAACUUGCUGAUUGCAAUGGACGAGGGAAAUGCGUAGAUGGUGUUUGUGUAUGCAAUAUUGGUUACAAAGGAUCAUUCUGUGAACAAGUGGACUGCCUUGACUCUACUUGCUCUGGUCAUGGAGUGUGUGUAGGAGGAGAAUGUUGGUGUAAAAUAGGCUGGAGAGGAAUAAAUUGCAGUGAAGCAGAUGGUAGAUUAAGCAGAUGUUUUCCAGAUUGUUCUUCUCAUGGUGUUUUUGACUUAGAUUCAGAAAAGUGUAUAUGUUUUGAUCAUUGGACAGGAGCUGAUUGCUCCAAAGCUAAAUGUAGUUUAGAUUGUGGAGUUCAUGGUCGUUGUGAAGAAGGACGUUGUCACUGUGACCAAGGUUGGACAGGUCACAAAUGUGAUCUGCGUACAUGCGAUCCGCGUUGCUUAGAGCAUGGUCAAUGUAACAACGGAACUUGUGUUUGUAUUCAAGGAUGGAUGGGAAGACAUUGUAGUUUAGAUGGAUGUCCAAAGGGUUGCAGUAAUCAUGGUCAAUGCUCAAAAGAUGUUAAUAUUUGGACUUGUAGAUGUCACGAAGGUUGGGGUGGACAAGAUUGUAGUGUGCCUCAAGAAAAAAACUGUAAUGAUGAAAUUGAUAAUGAUUUAGAUGGCCUAGUUGAUUGCGCAGACAGUGAAUGCUGCUCCAAAGGUCAAUGUCAGGAUAGUUUAAUGUGCAUGUCUUCACCAGAUCCAUUGGAUAUUUUGUUAAGAAAACAACCUCCUGCUGUUACCGCAUCUUUCUAUCAGAAAAUGAAAUUUCUCAUUGAAGAACAAAGUGUCCAGAGUUAUGCACACAAAGAUGAAUAUUCAGAAAGCCAGUUCUGGAGUGCCUUCGUCAAGAGCCGAGUUUCAGUUAUUAGAGGACGAGUUGUGAGUCGUGAAGGAAAUGGACUUAUUGGAAUCAGAGUGAGUGUGGCAACUGAUCCUCAGUUUGGAUUCACUCUAACUAGAAGUGACGGAUGGUUUGACAUUCUGGUGAAUGGUGGUGGUGCAGUAACUCUUCAGUUUCAACGUAAUCCCUUCCACCCAAUUAAACGAACUGUUAUGGUGCCUUGGAAUACGGUCAUGGUUAUGGGACCUGUAGUAAUGUCAGCUACUAUAGAAACUGAAGUUCAAGAAGAUUUGUUGCAACAACAAAAUCCAUGUUUAGAUCAUGACUAUGACAUAAUGAAACCAAUUGUCUACCAAACAUGGAAAUCGGGAUCACAAGGAGCUUGUACUGAAAAUAGUGCAAUAAUGGCUGAAACACAGGUACUCCAAGAGAGUUUCUCGAUUCCAGGAUCAGAAUUGCAUCUUGUCUAUCACAGCAGCCAUGCUCAAGGAUAUCUUUCAACUAUUCACCUUCAACUCACUCCUUCAACAAUUCCAGAAAAUCUCCGUCUUGUUUAUUUAAAAAUUGUAGUUGAAGGUUAUUUAAUGGAAAAAACAUUUGAAGCCGACCCAGAUAUUAAAUUUACCUUUGCAUGGAAUAAGAGAAAUGUCUAUAAGCAGAAAGUAUAUGGCUUAACGUCUGCAAGAGUGUCCGUGGGUUAUAAAUAUAGCAGCUGUGAGCGAAUUGUCUGGACUGUUCAAGCCACCACUUUACGUGGAUAUGAUAUGGACAUUUCUGAAUUAGGAUCCUGGAAUUUAGAUGUUCAUCAUCGAUAUAAUUUUCAUGAAGGUGUUCUACAGAAAGGUGAUGGUGCAACGAUUUAUUUUCGUCAGCAGCCGAGAGUUUUAUCUAUUCUUAUGGGUAAUGGUCAGCCACGCCCUCUUCUUUGCCCAGAUUGUAAUGGUCUUGCCAGAGAUAAUAAACUUUUAUCACCAGUUGCUUUAGCAAGUGGCCCUGAUGGCAGCGUUUAUGUUGGUGAUUUCAAUCUUGUGAGAAGAAUUACGCCAAAUGGUCAAGUUUACACAGUUUUUAGAAUGAAAACAUCUGAUGUUUCCAGUCAAUAUCAUCUUACUUUAAGUCCAACCGAUGGUCAUCUUUAUAUCUCCUCUCCAGAACAUCAUAAAAUUUUACGAGUUCAUUCAUUAGAUAAAGUAGAAGAUCCUGACUCCAAUUUUGAUGUUGUAGUAGGCAGCGGAGUAAGAUGUUUACCUCGAGACAAAAACAAUUGUGGAGAUGGAAAACCUGCUUUAGAAGCAUUUUUGUCUUAUCCUAAAGGUAUGGCAGUAGCUGUGGAUAAUACGUUAUAUUUUGCUGAUGGAGCUAAUAUUCGAAUCGUUAAUAAUCAAGGAAUCAUACACACUCUUAUUGGAGACCAUCAUCAUAAAAAACAAUGGAAACCUAUACCAUGUUCAGGAACUCUGAAAAUCGAAGAGGUAAAACUUCGAUGGCCAACAGAAUUAGCAAUCAAUCCCUUAGAUGGUGCACUAUAUUUUAUAGAUGAUCAUAUGGUACUUAAGUUAACUCACGAUAAACGCAUUAUGGCCGUAGCUGGUCAACCUGCGUAUUGCAAAACUAAUAACUUGCACAAAUCACGGAUGACGGGUGAAUCUGCUUUAGGAUCUUUAGUAAGUUUCACUUUUGGCCCAGCUGGAGAGUUGUAUAUUGCAGAGGUCAACGCCAAUAAUGUCAACAGGGUACGGAAAUUAAGUUCAGAUGGAGAGUUAUUACAUUUUGCUGGCAAAGAAGAGAAUUGCUUAUGUGAAUGGCAAAAUUGUAGUUGUGCUGUUGAAGAUGAAGGAUUCCUAGCUAUGGACACUAAAUUAUUUACUAUUUCAUCUUUAACUGUAACAAGUGAUGGUGUCGUUCACAUAGCAGAUCAAGGCAGUUUAAGAAUCUUAUCUGCAGUUCCUUAUUUACCACAGCCAGAUGAACAGUUUGAAUUUCAAAUUGCAUCUCCUGAGCAUCAUGAAAUUUAUGUCUUUAACAAAUAUGGUCAACAUUCGGUAACACGCAGUAUUUUAACGGGAAAAACUGUCUAUACCUUUCUUUAUAACGUCAAUACUAGUUUUGGAAAAUUAAACGCUGUAACUGAUGCUUCAGGGAAUAAAGUAUCCUUCUUACGAGAUUCAGGAAACAGCUUGCAUACAAUCGAAACUGCGAGAGGAACUAAAUGCCGUGUCCAAGUCACAAAACAAGGCUUAUUAGAAAAAAUUGUUGAUCCCGAUAGUUUAGAAAUCAAAUUUAUGUAUGAUACUAUAGGACUUCUUACAAGUCGUUCAGAUGCUGCUGGUCGUUCUUUUUUCUAUGUUUAUGAUGAAAAUGGGAGAUUAACUGAUGUUAUUAAACCGAGUGGACAAGUAACCAAAUUAUCUUUUGAUCUAAGUCCAGAUGGAGCGUCAGUCUUCUCACAUUAUGAAGAAAAUACAAGUCAAUUAAUUGUUAAAGUAAAGGGUACAACUGUCAUUACCACUCAAUAUGGUGUUCCUAUCCAAGCAACUCUACAUCAAGAUGGUGCUAUUGAAAUAGAAACUCCUUGGCAUGUUGGUCUAGUUUGGGAACCGGCUUCACACCAUGUCCUUCAAGAAAUGUUACCAGUACAAGCUGGUAUGUUUCCUCUUCCAGUUCGACAAACUACGUAUGUUGGACUCGAACCUGCUAACGUUCUCGAAUGGAGAUAUGAUGUCAAAUACAAUAAAAGAGCAAGAGUUGAAAGAAGCAUAUCAGCUGUUGAGAGAGUGCUAAUGGCAAAUGAAAUUCAGUACUUAACGAUGGAAUAUGAUUGGGUAGCUGCGAGAGAAAUCCUUUAUAAUAGUUCUAGAAGACCUUUCCUAGUCAUCCAAUACGACAGCUUUACUCGUCCUAUUCAGUGGCUUCCGACAGAAAGUCGUCUUCCUCUCAAUGUCAUGUAUGAUCGCCUCGGCCGACUGUCAGGCUGGCAGCAGGGAGCUCUAUCGGAGAGUUUUGGUUAUGAUAGAAUGAGUCAUUUGGCUGAAAUUAAAUAUCCAGAUAGCACGACUAUGAGGUUUAGUUACAGUGGAAAAACUAUGCCCAGUAAAGUAGUGCUUGCUAGUGGUCGAAUCUUCACAUCUCAUUAUGAUCAAAAUGGAGGUCUACAAUAUGUUACAACUCCAAAGAAAACUCGACAUACUUUUUUAACUCUGAUAUCCAUAGGAUUUUAUAAAUUCUUCUAUAUCCCUCCAGGAAAUAGUGGUCCAUAUGUUGUACAUUUUAAUGAUUUAAAACAAGCUAUAAUGAAAAUAUUUCCCGGUGAUCAAGGCAGAGUUCUUUACAGAUAUAAUAAUCAAACAUUAUUGAGUGCUAUAGUUUAUGGAGGGGGAAAAGUUGAAAAAAAUUAUAGUGAAGCUGGUUUUGUAUCAUCAGAGUCCUCAAGUACUUUAGAUUUAGAUAUUCGAACUGAUUAUACUUACGAGGGUGCCAUGCUAACUAGUUGUAAAAUACAUUAUAUUAGCAAAUUUCACAUGACAAACGCUAUUGUACAUUAUCAGUACGAUAAUUUUUUUCGAAUCAAAAGUAUUAUGUUUCGCAUUGGUAGUCUUCAAUUAGCUACAGUAGAAUAUGUUUACAAUCAAAAAACUGGAAGAAGAGAACAACUAGGCGUUUUUAGACUCUUUGAAAAAAGUUCGAAUGAAACCGUUUUAUCUGAUGGAACAGCAUCUUACAGUCGACAAUUUGAUGCUUUGCAUAGAUUACGACAAGUAUCUUUAAUUAUUGUUGAUAAAGAAGUAUUUCGAAUGAAUAUUCACUAUGACAAUCGCAAUUUUGUGACACAGUCACGAAUGUACAUGACUCAUUUGGGUAAAUCAAAAAUUCGUCUUCAGAACUUUUCGUAUGACGCUGAUGGGCAAUUAGUUGAAAUGGUUGGAAGAGACCACUGGAAAUUUACAUAUGAUCAAAAUAGUAAUUUAAUAACUAUGCAGUAUAUGGGGAAUAGAAUCGAUAUAUUGCACGAUGUUGGAGAUCGUAUCGUUAGUUUCGGUGAUACUCCAUAUGUUGUGGAUGGCCGUGGUUUUGUGAUCCAAAGAGGAGAAGAAAGUUUUACUUACAAUACCAAAGGACAACUUACAAAAGCUUCUAGAAAUGGACGAUAUGACGUUGAAUAUUUUUAUAAUACUCGUGGUAUGAUUUCCGUAAGAAAAGAUAAUUACGGAAAUGUAACUCAAUUCUUUUACGCUGAUUUAUCCAACCCAGAUCUAGUCACUCAUAUCUAUAACAAUAAUGAUGGUAAAACAACUUCCUUACUUUAUGAUGAUCGAGGUUUCUUAGCAUUUUUAGUUGUAAACAGAGAGAGCUACUACGUUGCAACAGAUCAUAAUGGUAGUCCAUUAUUAAUUUUUGACAAAAAAGGAGAAGGUGUGAAAGAAGUACACAGAGGACCUUAUGGACAUGUUUUAUUUGAUUCAAAUCCUCACUUUUAUUUACCAAUUGAUUUUCAAGGAGGUAUACUUGAUCCUUCAACAGGAAUGUUGCAUUUUGGAGAAAUGAUCUAUGACUCCUUAGCAGGCCAAUGGUUAACGCCUAGAUGGGAUCAGAUACUUCAUCACGUUACGACUCCUCAACAUUUGCAUCUGUAUAGGUUCCACAAGAAUGAUCCAAUCAACAUUGACAAAAGAAUUAAAAAUAAAUUAGAUUUACAUUCUUGGAUCAAAAGUCAAGGCAUAGACAUCGAGAGCUUAGAUUUAGCGGCUCAUUCACUUUUUAAUCGACUACUUGAUAGAGAAUCAACUCCACUUUUCUUAGACAUGCCAUCCGUUCCAUUAGUAUCUGGAUUUGCUUGCGCUAUACAGCAAAAACUAGAAAGUUUUGCCGCUCUAACAAGUGUUGCAAGGCCGAAAGUAAAACGGGAACAGCUUUUUGAAACGGUUUUACCGAAAAUUAGCACUAUGAGUGUUCCGUUUGGAGCUGGUAUUACAGUUUCUCGAAUCGGUGACCGAGCUUUAGUGAGAACAUCGAAUGAAGCUGACAACAUUUCAAAAGAUGUUUUUACAUCCGUUUUUAAUAACUCUUUCUUAUUGGAUCUUCAUCUUGUUAUGCAUGGUCAAGACGUAUUUUAUUUCGUGAAAGACAGAACAUGGCGAGUUGCGGAUGAUUUGAACCAAUUACAAAGACUUGGUACAGCAAUUAAUACAACAGUUCAUGAGCCCAAACCUGAAGAUAUUAAAACUGAUAAUCAUGUAGAUGUCCGAGUACAUUCCGAGCACGCUAUACUUAAUAUUCGAUAUGGAACUACUCCCCACAAAGAGAGACAAAGAUUAUUAAGACACGCUAAAAAACACGCAGUUGGCCAGAGGUGGGCUCAAGAACGCCAAAUUAUUUUAACUAGUCAAAGAGGUUCUCAAAAGUGGUCUGAAAAAGAAAAAGAACAUAUUCUGACAACUAGUUCAGUACCAGGUUAUAGAGGUGAUUAUUAUCAUGAUGUAGAACUCUAUCCAGAGUUGGCAGACGAUCCAGCGAAUAUAGUAUUUCAUAAAUCGAAUCAAAAACAGAGGUGACCGCAUUUCGAAUGACCUUCCAUCGGGUGUUGUUCAAAUUUUUACCCCUCAUCAGUCUCUUGUUAACUAAUGUCCAAAAGUAUUGAUGUGUUAUUUGGAUAACUCGUUCAUGAGAAUAAUUAUUUUCUACAACCAGCUUGAAAUCAACAAAACAGAAGAUGAGAAAUUCUUAUGGACAAUCAAUACAGUAAUACUAUAUAAUAGGCGCAAGAAUUUUUUCUAUCAAGCUGAGUAAAAUAGUUAUGCCUGAAAUAAAGUAUGUUUUACACUAAGAGUAUUAGGAAAGAAACAGCAAAAGAGCUUGUGAUGCAAAGGCUAAACAUUUUGUAUUUGAGACUGAGCUUGUAAAAACAAAGGUUGAAGAGGAAAAUGUGUAUUUCAUUACCUCUUUUAUUUCCUUCUUCAUUAAAAUGCUUUGAAUUAAAAAUUUAACUAAGCAAUGAAUUUGAAGAAAUGCUAAGACCAAGAAGCUUUCUAAUUUUCAUAUUGUUUCCAAAUUUCUAAAAGCAAUCCAAACGAAAUUUCAGUUAUGUUUCUAACGUUCAGACGUGUUCACCUUUUUCAGUACAAAUUUAAUCACUCGAGGUUUUUAAAAGAAAAAUUUUAAAAACAAAUUUACUCAUUUUACAUCAGCCUGUCUUCUAAUAAAAAAUAGCAAUAAAACUCAUAUUUUUAUUCAUUACAUCCGUAAAAUCAUCCACGAUAUAAAAAUAAUAAUAAUGAAUCCCCAUGAAAUCUUCUUUAAUGAUUUUAAGAACAAAAUUGCGCAUUUUACAUUAGCCUGUCUUCUAAUAAAAAAAUAGCAAUAAAACUUAUUUUUUUGGUCAUUACAUCCGUAAAAUCAUCCACGAUAUAAAAAUAAUAAUAAUGAAUCCCCAUGAAAUCCUCUUGAAUGAGUUUAAAAACAAAAUUACUCAUUUUACCUUAGCCUGUCUUCUAAUAAAAAAUAGCAAUAAAACUUAUA